AGCUCCUUGUUGCAGAGCGAAUGCAACACCCAGUGGAGUGACUUGGAAUGUUUGAUGGAGUGCGAAUUGUGCAGUAGACCCAGAGUGAUAGAUAAUGCCCUGACGGGGAAGCAGAAAGAGAUGGUGAAUAAAAGUACUGGCAUCCAGGGAUUCUUCAGCAAACUGGACCAAGAAGCAACAAGAAAUGUCAAAACUCAUGAGCUCCCUUUUGAAUCCGGCCGGUUUGAGAAUAGAUUCCCAAGUGGAAGAACUUCUCAGGAAAUGAGUGGAGUACAAGGUGCCAACAAUUUGUCCCUGGAAUCACUGCAAUCCCCAUCCAAGGCGACCUGUAUCUCAGCCUCAGGAAAAAAGCAGACUGACAAAAGGAAGGAUUCUGGCUAUCAACAUGACUUAAGAUGCCAGCCGAUUGCAAGUGACUCCCUGGAGAUGAGGAAGGAUUUCUCAUUGACAGGAAAAUCUCAUUGGAAGAACAGGCAGUUGCACGAUCCACAGCAACUGUGCUCAGCUACAGUUGAAGAGAACUAUAACCUUGUGAGCAUACAGCUUCCCAGAAGCCCUGGUCUCCCCUCAUCACUGGGUAAAAGGUCUUCAGACAGGUCCAGACUCUCAACCAGCUCCAGGAAAAUAAUCACAAAGGAUUUGGGAAAGGGAAAGGAAGAUCUUAUGACCCAGAGAUUGUCUGAAAUGAUGAAAGAACUCCAAGAGGAGUCUGACCAAUUAAGGGCACACAGUUCUCUGAAAGAAAACUCAUCAUUAGAGCUGAAGGGGUCCCCCACAAUGACACCAGUGAAAAUUGGGACCACCAACCAUCUGAGGAGCAACGCGAAGAGGAGAGCAGAUGUAGAGAUUUCACUGGAUGGGAAAGAAUCGGUCUUGGGAAGUACCCACCCAUCACUCACUGAUGGAAUGCUGGUGAAAGAUGUGGAACAGUCCUUUUGGUCCCUGCUACCUUCUGAGAGUCAUUGGAGACGGACUCUGGAAAGUAAAAAGAAGUCACAGUCUGCUGAUGAAAUUGCACAGAAUGUGACAGAUGAUGCUUUUGGAAAGUGGCAGGAAUCAGGCACAUCUAUCUUUGGCAGCUCAGAUGCUUUCAGCCGGUUUACGCUUGAGAUGGCUCAGCAGUACCUCAAGGAAGAGGAACUUCGAGCUAGGCACCAAGCAGCUCUAUUUCGACUGAGGGAGAGAGCACUGAGGGAGAAAACCAAGGCUGAGCUGGCUUGGCUGGAGCAUCAGAAAACACAUCUUCGGUACAAAGGACAAGAUGACAAAAUGCCAGCCAUUGUCCAGAAGCAGCGAGAGAUUCUGAUGAAGCUACAACAGGAGAAGGUAGAGAUCAGGCAUCUCCAGAAUGUUUACAAAGCAGCCCACCAGGAGAGGAAGCUUCUCCUGAAACAGCAGCAAGAGAUCUUCAGGAUUCAUCAGACAACUGCACACCUCCAGUGCCAGUUAGAUCGAUCAGCAACAGAUCCUCAGGUUUCGGGACUGAGGGACAUCUUGCUUGAUGCAGCAGUUGUCAGUCCCUCCGAGGGUUCAGCAAGUACUGAACUCAGUCCCAGGACUGCAGACCUGGAUGAGUGCAGCUACUCUUCUCUGUCAGCCUCUGGAAGCGAGGACAGUGUCACCAUGAAACAACUGAAGAAGAUGCACAGCAGGUUGGAUGAAAGGUUCCUGACGAAGAAAGAGAAGGAGCUGGUGAAGCGGCGGCGACAAGCGGAGGACUUGCUGGAGUGGAAACAACGCUGUGACGAAGAGGAGUUGGCUCUACAUAGGACUGAGUCAGAAACUGUUGCUCCCUGGAGUCCGCUGGCCCAGGAGAUAAAUCCAGGCAAAACAGAGACCGAUAACUGGAACCACGGGGAAUGCUCACACUUCACCGAAUCAAACAAAUCCCUCAGCACCGAUGAAGUGGUAACCUUGGCUACAGUUUCCCCUUUGGAUGAGCAUUGUCAAGGGCAACUGAAUGUGAAACCUCCUGCUAAAAGCUUGGAGCAGAGGCCUGCAAUGGUUCUAAAAUCUUCUGAAAAGUCGGCAAUCAAGGUGGCCAAGAUUCGAUCAGAGAAAGGUUUACUUAUCACUGAAACAGCUGGAGAAAUCCGGAGAUCCCCACUGGAGUGUGAACUGGCGAAUGGGAAGGCGAUGCUGGGUGACCUGCAGAGUGAGCAGAAGAGGCAGCGAAGGGAAAGGUUAAAGAUGGAAGAAGCUGAUCUGUGCAGACAGCUGGAGGAGUACGACGCCUUCAUCAGUAAGACAAAAGCUGAGCUGAUUUCAGAUGCUGAGCUUUACCUCAUUUCAAAGCCACAAAUUAAAGCCCCUAUGGCAGUCCUGCACAAGUCUUUCCCUCAGCUGCUGAGGUCUAACAUUCUGAAACAUCCAGCCAAACCUAGUGCUGAGAUCCUUCAAUCACAAAACGUACCUUCAAGGCAAGGUGAAAAGGCUAAUGGUAUGGAAAAGAUAUUGAAACCACAAGAGGCAAUAGGAUCUGUUGAUGCCAGCUGUCCACUGAGUAAGUCUCAGAUUAGUGACCAACCAUCUCAGUGUCUUGUGUCCCAGCUUCUACCUUCCUCUGUGCCAGAUGAUGGGAAUCAGUGUGCGGAAAGCCACUUGGAAAUGCUUACUCAUUGUGGGUCUGCAGAAUCAUCACAAAGUUCAGUCAUAGUUAUUGAGUCUUUAGACUCAUCUGACAACUGCAAGGAAGAAAUCUUGUGUGAUAGCAACUCAGACAGUUCAGCUUGCAGGAAGACUAAAGACGCUGAUGACUCUUGGACUGAAAAGUCUUCUAUUCUACUUGAGACAGAAGGAAAUGUGGUGAUACUAUCAUCAAAACCAACAGGAGCAUUGAUUGGAAGGAAGCCCCAGUUGCAACUCCAUGAUGCCUGGAGUAAUGUCGCUCCCCAAGAAGCAGAUAAUUUUUUGCAAGCCUCUGCUCACCACCUACUGAGUAACACAAUCAGCCUGGAAGCAGAAGAAAGAAUGGAACAUGAAAAUAUACAACCAAAUUAUAUUGUCAAAAAUUCAGAAAUCACCAAAGAUGGGUUUAGAUUGCCUAAUCAUUCUGAAAAUGUGUCCAGCUUCAUGCCUGCAUCGAACCUUCAGACUUCAUUGCAGGCUGCAGUGGCACAGAACGAAAUGCUUAAACCUGAAAUAGUGGUGGAUUGUGAAGAAAUGAUGACUGCUGGACUGCCCUUUGGAAAGGAUGGUAAUUUCUGGGAACCAACUGCACCUCUACUUUCCCCAAGAAGCAGGCAUUACCUGCACAGGAGUGCAGCUUUAGCAACUGCUCAAAUGGCUCCUGCCAGUGGCAGCUGGACUACAGAAAUUAUUUCACCAGUGCUCUCCCUGACAGAACUGCAUGACUAUGCCAGCACUGCGGAAAACUUGAAGGUCCAAGGCUUGGGUCCAUUAUCCAAUGAAGUGAUACAGUCACCCUCAAGUGAUACUUUGUGCACAAAUGGCAAUUCACCAUCUUUAAUGGAACAAACAAAUCUGUUAAAAAGUGAAACAGUUAAAGAAAUGGCCCUGUAUAAAGCAGAGAUGUCACCUGGGUCUGACGAUAUUGCAUCUGAUGGUGAUGAGUUGCUACCUUUGAGAGCAAAACUGAAAUUAUGGAGUCCCAAAAUUUUACCACCAGUCUUAAGAGAAUCCUCAAGCAAAGAAGAAGAUCUGUUUUCACUGAAAGGAAUUGGCUUAUUGUGUCAGGGGCAACAGCCAUCUCUUGUAGAAGAAAUCUCGCCUAUAAAUGAGGAGCUACUGUCUUCAGCUGAGGAAGACAGCACCCUCAAUACAACAGGCUUACAGUCUCCAAGUUAUGAAUUAAUGUUAUGUGAAAGUGAAACCUUUCCAAUUCUAGAUGAAGCAGAUAGUGCUGUUGAAACUGAAAACGUUCCUCAAUCUCCAGGACAAAAUAUUUCUUGUAUCAGCAAUAAGCUUCCAUCUUCAAUUAGAGAAAAUAUCUUUGAUAGAACUGAAGGCCUAGAACCACUAUCUGUUGGUAACUCUUUGCUAAAUGAGAAGUUACCAUCUUUAGGUGAAAAACACAGCUUGGUGAAUGCUGAUGAUUUCACUGCUCUUCUUCCUCCUCUCAUUGAAGCAGCAGGUGAAGAGAAGGUCAAUGCUACAACAGAGAAACUUGAGCACCCAUUAAAAAUAAGUGGAGAGGAAACUCACACACAGUUGGAUGUGGAAAAUCUUUUUUUGCCUGAAUCAUUAGGAAUUCACAUACCCCGAAAGGACCAACAAAUGGUUGAUGCUCUAAAGGCUGAUAAUGUUGGAGACCAGGUGCAAGCAAGCCAUGGAGAACCUGAUACCUUACAGUGUGAAAGGCAUACAUCAUUUGACCAGGGUUACUGUGCUGAUGUAGAAGUGACCACACCAACAGGUGACAAUGAUGGACUCUUCUGGGACAUGAAGUGUUUUAAAUGUAUGAAUAAUUUUGGCAGUUUUAACAUUUCUAGCAAUCCAUGGGUUGAUUAUGAAUUUGACGCAGGUGUCACAAAUGGCGAAGACUUAUUCUGUGAUGGAGUAUGCAAGCAAAAGCACAAAAACCUGGACAACGAAUUGAAAGAAGUUCAUGGCUUUGAAGAAAUAUCUGAAGAGAAGGAAAAUGAGAAGGAAGAUACUUACCAGCUGAAGGUCAAAAAGCUAUAUUCAUGCCAACUCGGCCAAGGAGAUCCACAUCCAGGUAGUACUGAUGAGCCUGCACUGGAGCAAAUAAUUGUGGAAUGUGCAAAGGCAGUGGAGUCAUUUGCUGGUUGUCAAGAUUUGGUCGAUCCCCAAGUGGAACAAGAUUUGCAGUUGGACUUCCGUGCCUCCUUAGAAGGCUUGGACCACUCAUGGGUAUUGCAACAUCCUUGGGGUAAGAGCAGUGAACAGUUGGUGAAUGAAGUUACAGAACAUCUCAUGGAAUGUCUGGUGGAAGAAACUUUGGCUGAAUUGACUGGGAUCAGACAGCAGCAAAAUCAGAGCAGUAAAGAAACAAGGGGAACGAGACUCGAUGGGCAUCAAAACACUCAAGACUUUAUUAAACUUGCUCAGAAAAACUGUGGUCCACUUAAAAGGCAAAGAGAUCAUGACAAAUCCUUCAUGAGUGUUCCUGACCUUUCAAGAAUAAAUUGUAUACAACUGAAAGAUCCGAUUCGAAUUGCAAAGGAUGGCUGUCCUGAAGAAAGAAUUGAAAAUGUGACUGAAAAUUUAAUAGCAAAAUUGGUGGAUGAUUUAGCAAAGGAAUAUGCCCAAAUCAAGAGGAAACACCAUGGAAAAUUAGACGCUCAUAAUAUCUGCUGUGCUCAGACUGUAGUGAAUUGGACUGCACAUGAUGAAAUGUUUGACAUGAGUACUUUUGGAAGCAGCCAGGAUGUCAGCAGUGAAAAAUACAAAGGAUUCCAGCCUUUCUUGGACAAUAAAACUCCAGGGCAAAGGUUUGCAUUGGACCGAUGGUGCUCAGGAACUUGUAGGAAGCCAAAGGAAACUGUUUUUUCUGCACCUUAUAACUUCAUGGAAGUUCAGCAGUUGGUUGACAAAGCCAUCAAUGUCCUGUGGAACCAAUGUUGUCAUGUUCAAGAUAACAGCACGACUAAUGUGUUUGAGGAUCAAGACCAGACUGAUGAGAAGAAUGGUCAUACAGAAAGCAAGGGAGUGCGCGAGCAGGUUAUUUUUGAUUUGACUUCUGAUCUUUGUCAAAACUUCUUAAUGAAGGAGCCAAUGUCCAAAUCAUAUCCAUGGCUGAAACGCAAGUCCUGGCCUGGACUCUUAUCUGGCCUUGUUCCUGAUACACAGCAGCAAAAGCAAAUGAAGUCAUUCAUCCAAGGCAAAGUGGCCAAAUUGCUAAAUCUGGACAGAAAUGACCUGGAAAUGAGAGAAAAGCUCCAGAAACUGACAAAGUAUUGCAAGAGCAAAAGGGACCGUGUUGACAUUAUCCUGAUUCAAGAACUCCAAGAGGAAGAGAGCCAGUGGGUUCAAUAUGAUGAUGAUGAACUAACUGUGAAGCUGAAACUGACUGAGGACAUCUUCAACAUCUUGGUUCAUGACACUGUGGAUGUCCUCAACGCCAUCUGUGCCAGAGGAUCAACAAGACAUUCUCUCACCAUCUCCACAACGUAGCAGAUGAAGGCAACAUAUUGUUCACAAAAUUGAAUAGAGAAACCAUCAAGCCAAGAUGAGCUUCUGCAAAACCUUCACAACUAUUAUAUAUUGCACGGGUUUUAAUAUAAAAUCCAGGAAGUUCCAAGUGAAGGUGAAAAGACUGAAUUACAUAGAUAAUUUCUUAAUGCAAUCCAACAUUAGAAUUAGCAGUGGAUCAGUGGGUAUCAGUCUUACUGCUGAAUCAGAGUUGUGGGUUCAUCAUCCCACUCUGGGACUUCCCAAAAAUUCAUGGCUGACACUGUAGCAAAAUACUGAAGAGUGGUGCACCUUCAGGAGGUGCUCACUUAUGGAUAAGGUGUUAAACCAAAGCCCCAUUUCCCCCCUCAGGUGGCUGUAAAAGAUUCAUGGCAUGAUUUUGAAGACAAACGGGGAUGUUCUCCUUUCUGUCCUGACCAAUAUUUUAACCCCAACCAAAAUCACUUGUGGGAGCUUACUGUGCAAGAAUUGGUUGCUGCGAUCCCUGGGGUUACAACAGUAGUUAAGUUUCAAACUUGUUUCAUUGUCUCGGGCAUCAUGAGGUGAAAGGUGCUAUAUAAAUGCCAAUUAUGUAUUUUCUGAUAUUCCUUUCCAAAACUUUUCAAGUUUUGUCUUUAGUUUUGCUAAUAUUAUUCUGAUAAAUUGCAUAGAUUUGAAAAGGAUCUGGUGAAUAAUGUGGCUGAGGGCGUUUGAUAGUGCUGAAUUUUCACGGAAUGGGGGAAAGUUUAAUAUUAAUGUUUUUCAGUAUUAUGCAGUUCACUUUAUUUGCAAAUGUGAUGAAGGCCUCUUAUAAAUCAUGCUAUUGUUUGCCAGCAACAAGUGUGACCUGCUUUCUGAAAUUCUAACAAAGCAUAAGAUUUAAAGAUUACUUAAAAUAGCUAGGAGAAGUUUAAAUUCCUCUUUCCCACCAUCCUAGAAUAUAUUUAUAGUAUAGAGGAGGGUUUGUAUUACCGUUUUAAUUGAUGAAUUACCUUAUAACUUCAAACCUCUGUCUCCCUCUGCCACCUAAUUGUGAUUCAAUGCAUUGUGGAAUUUGAGCUGCGGAUCACUCAUGCAUUUUGAGAGCAAGGGGUGGUGCAUGGCAAUGUUAGCAUACUGAUAAUUUAAGUAAACAAGUAGUCCAGGGACCCAGAUUAAUACUGCAAAAGCAGGCCCUAUCAUUGCCAAUGGGGGAAUUUAGAUUGAAUGAUUUAAUAAAUCUAGAAUAUUAAUAUUGAUCACUAAACUGCCAGAUUGAAGCAUAAUCCCAACAGGUGCAUUUACUCCCACAGGAAAGGACGUCUGUUGUCCCUACUUUUUUAGCCUACAUGUAUCUCCCAGCGCACAUCCAUGUAUUUGACUCUUAAACACCCUCUGAAGCAGAGGACGAUGGCCAAGUGAUAUUAUCGCUACGCCAUUAAUCCAGAUACCCAGGUAAUGUUCUGGGGAUAGUAGGAACUGCAGAUG
Messenger RNA from Stegostoma tigrinum, 7560 nucleotides. Its product is annotated as centrosome-associated protein 350-like. Gene Ontology annotation, cellular component: centrosome. Lineage: Eukaryota; Metazoa; Chordata; Chondrichthyes; Orectolobiformes; Stegostomatidae. Gene Ontology annotation, molecular function: microtubule binding. The coding region runs from base 55 to 6096 and encodes 2013 amino acids. The record is from RefSeq and is a predicted model, not a curated record. Gene Ontology annotation, biological process: microtubule anchoring. The transcript is spliced from 23 exons.